CGACGCUAUGAACUUGUUAUACGUCAACAGCCUCAGCGAGGUCGACAAUGCGCCCUUGGAUCUAGGGAGCGCAGGCCUAUCGAUCCGCCUCCCAUCUGUCAGCUCGUCAUCUAUCGCCCGGACGGCACAUCAGCAUCCGACCCCGCUGGCUCCUCGCCCUCUUUCUCGGCCCCAGUCGCACCCACUCCAACCCCAACAACGCGUCGCCUCGAAGGCAAGACGUACUCGAGCGGACAUCUGGUCAAGGACUUGGAUGGACAGACGAUGGCUUGCUUCUUCGUCUUCCCAGACUUGAGCAUCAAGGAUGAGGGAAUGUUCGCGCUGCGCUUCAAUCUGAUACGUGGGCUUGUCCCCUCAUCGUCGUCGUCCCCGUCAUUGGCGGGCGGCAUUGUCACCUCAGUCACGUCGGUCAUCUUUGAGAACUACUCGCCACGCCGCUUCCCCGGGUCAUUGGAGAGCACACCGCUUACGCGGACUCUUGCUGGGCAAGGGGUGCUCGCACCGAUUCGUAACUACACUACCGCCGCUGCGGCGUCGGCGCCGACUUCGGCUUCGGCAUCGGGGGCGGGAGCUGUAUCUGCAACAACGUCGGCCUCUUCGUCGAGGAGAGAGAGUCUGGCGAGUCUCGACAAGGAGAAGUGA
Molecule: messenger RNA, 642 nt
Organism: Jaminaea rosea
Lineage: Eukaryota; Fungi; Basidiomycota; Exobasidiomycetes; Microstromatales
Exons: 3
Source: RefSeq, a predicted model, not a curated record